AUAUUAAAUACAGCGAAAUGCAAGCACUGUUAAGGAAUAUUUCCUGGAGUAAAUUUAAACGUCUUGUGGAUGUUACACAUUUUAAGGAAUUGAGAAGAAUCUGCAAUGGAUCUCACCCAUACGGGAAACACACCGACGUACCAUUACGCCAGUAUAUUAAAAAAGGACCUGGACUUGAGUAUUUCAUUUAUAACAGUACUAAAAACUCUGUAGAGAAACAAGAUACAAAGAUUUCGUUCGAGAAACAUCCUUAUCUUAACGAAGAAUCACGUGAUGGACUUGGUUUAAAAGUAUUUGUUGAGGUCUACGGCUGUCAGAUGAAUGUGAAUGACACUGAAAUAGUUCAUUCUGUACUUGCAAAACACAAUUAUGUCCAGGCAACUUCUUGUGACAAUGCUGACAUUAUUUUUCUGAUGACAUGUGCCAUCCGAGAGGGUGCUGAAAAUAAAAUAUGGCAUCGAUUAGGGCAACUGAAUGGCAUGAAACAAGAAAGAAAAAAAAGAAAAGAAAGUUUAACUGUUGGAAUAAUAGGGUGUAUGGCUGAGCGGUUAAAAGAUAACUUACUGGAAAAGGGCAAAGUUGUAGAUAUAGUGGUCGGCCCAGAUAGCUACAGAUCGCUUCCAUAUUUGCUUAGCCAUGUCUCAUCACACCAAGCUGCCAUUGAUGUAAUUCUUUCUGCUGAAGAAACCUAUGCAGACAUCGUUCCAAUUAGGUUAAAUCCAAAGUCGCCAUCUGCAUACGUCUCCGUGAUGAGAGGAUGUGACAACAUGUGUUCAUACUGCAUCGUACCAUUUACACGAGGACGAGAGCGGUCGAGACCCAUUGAUUCUAUCGUCGAUGAAGUCCGUUGUUUAUCAGAUCAAGGAAUCAAGGAAAUAACUUUACUUGGUCAGAAUGUCAACAGCUACAGAGAUACCUCAGAAUCAAACCAUUACGCUGAGCCGGAAAAAAACAGAGUAACAGUAAACGCGGAUGGUUUCAAAACCAUUUACAAAGCCAAAACUGGGGGUCGCCGUUUUGCUGAUCUUUUGGACAGAGUCAGUCAAGUAGAUCCUGAAAUUCGUAUACGGUUCACCUCACCCCAUCCGAAGGAUUUCCCAGACGAAGUCCUUCAUCUCAUCAACGAGCGGCCAAAUAUUUGCAAAUCCUUGCACCUACCAGCACAAUCGGGAAACAAUCGAAUACUUUCUUUGAUGCGACGAAACUAUACCCGUGAAGCAUAUUUCGCACUGGUGGAAAAAGUCCAGUCGAUUUGCGGACACCAAGUUGCAUUAAGCUCUGAUUUUAUAUGCGGGUUUUGUGGUGAAACAGAGGAAGAAUUUGAGGACACGCUAGAUCUUGUUCAACGUGUUUCAUACAGCACUGCUUACAUAUUUCCCUACAGUACACGUGAGAAAACCCCAGCGCACCGUCGUUUCCAAGACGAUGUCCCUCUCGAUAUUAAAAACGAAAGAGUCGCACGUUUAAACAUCGCUUUUCGCCAAGGCGCAGAUAGAAUAAACAAACAACUCAUUGGAUCAACGCAGCUCGUGCUCGUUGAAGGAGAUAGUAGAAGAUCAAACCAACAAUUAGCAGGUCGUUGUGACCGAAAUAUCAAAGUCAUUUUCCCAAAAGAGUCCUUAGCAAGAGGCGAUAUAGUAGAGCAAGUCAAACCCGGAGACUAUGUAGCGGUGAAAAUUCAAGACGCAACAUCCCAAGUUCUCAAAGGAAAAGGAAUGCAUAAGACUACUCUAUCUAGAUUUGCAAAUGAUAAUUUGAGCGACAAGUUGACCACAAUGUCUACAGUGCCGCAUACAUUAAUGUCAAAUAAUAUGUAAUCUUCAAAUAGUAAA
Daphnia carinata is the source of this 1832-nucleotide messenger RNA. Its product is annotated as CDK5RAP1-like protein. The coding region runs from base 18 to 1817 and encodes 599 amino acids. The record is from RefSeq and is a predicted model, not a curated record. NCBI's taxonomy places the organism in Eukaryota, Metazoa, Arthropoda, Branchiopoda, Diplostraca, Daphniidae. The transcript is spliced from 11 exons. Gene Ontology annotation, cellular component: mitochondrion; cytosol. Gene Ontology annotation, molecular function: tRNA-2-methylthio-N(6)-dimethylallyladenosine(37) synthase activity; 4 iron, 4 sulfur cluster binding. Gene Ontology annotation, biological process: tRNA modification; negative regulation of cyclin-dependent protein serine/threonine kinase activity.